AUGCUAGGACUGGACAUUGCCUCCAAGAGGAAGAGGAAGCCAACGGAUUAUCCAUUCCACCUAGACUACAGAACACGAUGGUCGGACAAUGAUGUCUAUCACCACAUGAACAACAGCAUAUAUGCAUUCUUGAUCGACUCUAUUGUGAAUGCAUAUCUCAUUGAGAAAUGCGGGCUCAAUCCUGAAACGUCGGAGCAAAUUGGUCUAGUCGUGUCAAGCUACUGUGAUUACUUUGGAUCUGUGGCAUACCCUUCUGUGCUCGACCUGGGAUUGAGGGUUGUGAAACUUGGAAAGUCAAGUGUCAUGUACGAAGUUGGCAUCUUCGACCAGGGAAAAGACCAAGUCAAGGUAGUUGGGGGUUCGAUACACGUCUUCGUCGAGGCAAAGGGACGUCGACCUGGGGAGGACGGCAUGAUGCCACAAAUGAGAGAAGGAUUGUCACAGAUCCUGGAAAAGGACGCCGCGAAAUUAUAA
Exophiala bonariae is the source of this 474-nucleotide messenger RNA. RefSeq lists its product as uncharacterized. The record is from RefSeq and is a predicted model, not a curated record. The transcript has 2 exons. Bases 1 to 474 code for a protein of 157 amino acids. Gene Ontology annotation, cellular component: mitochondrion. Lineage: Eukaryota; Fungi; Ascomycota; Eurotiomycetes; Chaetothyriales; Herpotrichiellaceae. Gene Ontology annotation, molecular function: fatty acyl-CoA hydrolase activity.